This is a messenger RNA of Salvelinus sp. IW2-2015, 4428 nucleotides long. The record is from RefSeq and is a predicted model, not a curated record. Lineage: Eukaryota; Metazoa; Chordata; Actinopteri; Salmoniformes; Salmonidae.
UAUCACCGUUGCGUCCGUUUGGUUCACUUAGGAACCAAACGGACGCAAACAGUCCAAAAAGGGGAGGAACCUACCUGAAUUCGUCCAAUAAGAAACUAUAAUUUUCGUUGCAAAAUAUUUACCGUUAAAACGUUUUGCUACGACAUGGAUUAAUGAAUACACCCCCAGGGUGAGAGAGAGAGAGAGAGAGAGAGAACACCGAUGACUUUCUAUGAACAUGGCCGCUCAAGAUGAACUCAAUCAACUGGAGCGAGUUUUCUUGCGUUUGGGCCACGCCGAGACAGAUGACCAACUCCAGGACAUCAUAUCCAAGUUCCUGCCCCCGGUCCUCCUCAAACUGUCCAGCGUGCAGGAGGGAGUCAGGAAGAAAGUGAUGGAGCUACUGGUCCACCUGAACAAGAGGAUUAAGAGCAGACCUUUGAUCCAGCUACCAGUAGAGACUCUCCUGGUUCAGUACCAGGACCCUGCUGCAGCAUCCUUUGUUACGAACGGUGGAUUCUCUCUGCAGAAUUCACCAUCAUUACAUCAAGAUGGGUUACCUCGAGAGGUGGGGAAACAGUGUGAGCUGGCACCAACCCUGCUGACUGCUAUGGAGGGAAGCCUGAGCCCACAGGAUAGCUUGAUGCACCUGCUGAUCCCAUCCUUGUACCACAUGAAAUGGCGUCUCCUUCAUCCUGAUGGAGAAACCAAGACGGUCCAGUUACUGCUGGAGUUUCAUGCUGGACGUACUGCUGAUGCUUACGGGUCAUUGACCUGCCCCUCCUUUCCUCUGGCCUCCCUCCCUCCCUCUCCGCUGACCUCCAGGUUUGUCCUGAACGAGCCUCCCACUCGUCCAGCUCCCUCGUCCCCUCAGGGUAGCGCUGGGGCAGCAGCGGCCGGACAGGGCCUCCCCCAGCCUCCUCCAGGGAUGAGCGUCUACGCUGCCAAGAGGGUCAUCGGCGAGGCCCAGUGGAGCCCAGAGCAGCUGGAACAGUGUAAGCUAGGCAUAGUGAAGUUCAUCGAGGCAGAACAGGUACCGGAGGUGGAGACGGUGAUACACCUGGUGGUCGCCUCUAGCGACACGAGACACGGCGUUGCCACGGCCGCAGACCUGGAGCUCAAGAGCAAGCAGAGUAUUAUCGACUGGAACAACCCCCUGAUCGUCAACAAGAUGUACAAGGUCUACCUGGGAGACAUCCCCCUCAAAACUAAGGGGGCCAGUCUGAAGAGGGAGCUGAAACAUGAGCCGGUCAGCACCAGAGUCAAGAUGAAGAUCCUACCACAUCUCCUACGCUCACGCCUCGCCGCUGAGUGCUUCCCCGCUAACAUACAGGUGGUGUACGACGGUCUGUUUGGAGCCAACACCAACAACAAGCUGCUCUCUCUCACACUUCAGUUUGUCCACCACAUCUGUCAGGUAUGUCCUGACACCAACAAGCCACUGGGUCUGAUGCUGCUGAAUGGCCUCACCAAGCUCAUCAAUGAGUACAAGGAGGAUCCUAAGUUGCUGUGUAUGGCCUACUCUGCUGUGGGGAAACUCGCCAGCCGGAUGCCCCAGCUCUUCACCAAAGAUAUUGCACUGGUCCAGCAGUUCUUUGAGGCCAUGUGCAAGGAGGAACCCGACGUCCGUCUAGCCAUCCAGGAGGCUCUGUCUAUGAUGGUGGGAGCCUACGCUAACCUACAGGGGGCGCUACUCAACCAGGAAGCUCUGGUGGCAGCUUACAUGGCCAAGCCUGAGGUGCAGGUGCGUCAGGUGGCAAUGAAGUACGCCAGCACGCGUGUCCUGAGGGCUCUGCCUGCUAAGAACUCGGAGAAAGAGGGUCGUAAACCCAUGCCCUCCUUCCCUGACAUGGUGGCCUACAUCCAGGAGAAGGCUGCUCAGAGGAUGAAGACACCAGCUAAGUACAUCGUGGGGACGUACACUCUACCCUUCAACCCUUCUGCGUUUGGCGAGAUYGUGCUGUACCUGCGGAUGUGUCUGGCCCACAGUGCCGGGGCCACGCCCGUCUCUAAGAGCCUGGCGGACAUGCAGGACGACGCGCCUGCCAUCGGACGCUACAUAAACACCCUGCUCUCCAACGACCCCCUGACCUCCCCRUCCUCCACCGGAACCAAGGGGGCAGAGGUCAACCCUGUACAGGUCUACAUGGAGCUACUGCAGCAGCUGUUGUCUGCUGUAGGAGGAGUCCCUGUGAUGUACUGUCUUCUGGAGGUGGUGUCUGUGUGUCCUCACAACCUGGCCCCCAAGUUUAUCCACAAGAUCGACUGGAUCAAGAGUCUAAUGAACACCAACAAGGAGGACCUAAGGGAGCUAGCAGCUCAGCUCUACGCUGUGGUGGUAUCCACCAUGUCAGGGAACGAGCUGAAGACUGCCGUUCAGACGCUCAUCAAGAUCACUAAAGAUACGCACAGCCCUGAGACCCAGCACGGAGCCAUCAUGGCGCUGGGCUACAUGGUGGCCAGGUACAUGAGCAAGAGGAAGUCCUUUGCUAACGUAGACUCCGCCCUCAACCGGGAACAGAGGAUGAACGACACGCCCAAGGAGGAUGAGGAGCUGGUCGCUAUAGCAACCAAGGCCAUCGGCUCUUUCCUAGACAGCGGUUCCCCCCUGCUGGCGGUCGCUGCCUGUACGGCCCUGGGGGAGAUCGGGAGGAACGGGACUCUGCUCAUCCCUUCAGAAGGAGAGGGAUUCACCAAACUAGCCAUGGUGGAGAACAUGCUGGCUCGCAUCCCCUCUGGGAAAGAGACCCUCAAGAUGAAGGAGAGAGCCAUCCAGACUCGGGUUAUCUACCAGUGGGGGGACGGAGACUUUGCCCACCAGAAGAAGCUGCUGCAGCUCAUGGACUCUGUGGAGGCUAAACAGGUAGAACUACAGUUUACAGUAGGUGCCAUCACCAGUGCUGCGAUAGGGACCAGUUCUGGAGCUGCCAGGGACCCAUGGACCUGUACUGAGGAACAAUACAGUCCCCCAGACAGUAAGACAUGUAACGAUGUGGUGCCGUGGUCCUUAGAACCUCCAUCCUGGCUAAGUACAUCCCAAGUCAAAACACCACGUCAGACAGGCUGCCGUAUAUGGCUGCUCUCUCUGGUCAAGAAGCUGCACCAACACAAAAGAGCAUCAGGAAGCUGCACCAACACAAAGAAGAUCAGGUCUCACCUGAAGGAAAUCCAGACUGCCUUCAUCUCCAUCCUGUCCGACCCUGACGGAGAAGUUUCCUCUCCUCUCUCUCCUCUCAACGAUAACAGUGGAGACCAAAACAAUAAGCUCAAUGACUGGUGGAGUGAGUCAGAGACGUCGCGUCUAAAGGGUGAAGGCACGCCGUGGUCGUGUGAGGACCACGAGGUGUGUCCAAGGCGGAAGCUCUGGCGGAAAGCCCCCGACGGACGACGGGACUCCUCCACCUACAAGGAGCUGUGCUCAUUUGCCAGAGAAGGUAACAUACUACACACACAACACACCACACCACACCUACUGAACCUCAGCCUCCGAGCCACGGAGCAGGAGAAGAGUGCCGAUGGAUGCAGCAGACUCAGUGCUGCCAAGUCCUCCCCCUGAUGGAGACCUCAACUGUGUCUGCAGCACCUGGACGUGUCUGUCCUGGGGGAGCUGGUCCCCAGACUCUGUGACCUGCUGAAGAGUGGAGUGGGUCUGGGCACCAAGGGCGGUUGUGCCAGUGUGAUCGUGUCCCUCACCGUCCAGUGUCCCCAGGACCUCACCCCCUACUCAGGUAAACUGAUGAGUGCCCUACUGAAUGGAAUCCAUGACCGUAGCAGUGUUGUCCAGAAAGCAUUCUCCUUCGCUCUGGGACAUCUAGUCAGGACAGCGAAGGACAGCAGUGUAGAGAAACUCUUACUGAAACUCACCACCUGGUACAUGGAGAAAGAAGAGCCGGUGUACAGGUCAUCGUGUGCCCUGACGGUCCACGCUAUCAGCCACUACAGCCCUGAUGUCCUAAAGGGGCACGCGGUGGUAGCUCUACCGCUAGCCUUCCUGGGUAUGCACCAGGCGCCGGGACCGGACGAGGAGAAGGGAGAGAGCCAUGACGCCACGCUGUGGAACGAGGUCUGGCAGGAACACGUACCAGGUCAGAGAGAGAGAGAGACACACACCUGUCCAGAAAAGACACGCACACAACCUGGUCAGAGAGACACGCACGACACCUGUCCAAGAGACACCACACACCUGGUCAAGAGACGCACACACCUGGUAUCAGAGGAGACGCACACACUCUGGCCACAGAGUCUGGGUUCAGCCCACGCUCUGUCCGAGCCGGACCGCGACCAGAAGACCCAUGGGCGGGCGCACAAUUGUCUCAGCGUCGUCCAGGUUAGGGAGGUUGGCCGGAGGAUGUCCUAUGUUCCCACGCGCUCUAGCGAUUCCUGGGCGGCGGGCCGCAGGGCACGCUCUGACACGGUCGCCAGGCCACGUUCGGAUGCGGCUGGCUUCAG